Messenger RNA from Lactuca virosa, 2938 nucleotides. Lineage: Eukaryota; Viridiplantae; Streptophyta; Magnoliopsida; Asterales; Asteraceae. The record is from the annotation of a GenBank genome assembly.
UAUACAGAAUAAUUCAUCAAAAGGAAAUGUUGGUGUUUAGAUCUUCGAAGACGAGUCUUCAGUGUGCGUUCCCAAACAAGCCCUAAAUAUGGAAGAAAAGCACAAUUCACCGGCGACCGCCACCGAAACGGCACUACAAUCGUCGGCUGAGCCACCAUCUUCAAGGAGAAGAGGCGGAGGUUUGAAGAGGAAAGCCUCGAAUAUUAGCAACAGCAUCACAUCCACUCCGCCUCCGUCGUCUUCGAAGCGUCAAACUCGAGAGAAACCCUCCCCAGUACUGUUCCCUCCGAUCCACAAUGGACCGUGCACCAGAGCUCGCCUACAACCAAAUUACACCGAUUCCACGGCAUUUUGGGACGCGGUGAUUGUAAAUGGCGAAGGAGAAGGUUCAAUGUUGUCCACGCCGGUGGCGGCGAAGGUGGAGGAGGAGUUGAUUGCUAGAAAAGAAGCUUGGGAGGCGUUGGAAUUGAAGAUAGAAGCUGAAUAUGACGACUUAAAGUCGCGUGAUGCUAAUGCCCAUGUUGCACCAAUUUCUUCUGGUUGGUUCUCAUGGACAAAAUUUCAUCCAUUAGAGGAGAGAGCAUUGCCUUCUUUCUUCAAUGGAAAGUUGGAGAAUCGGACUCCUGAAAUCUACAUGGAGAUACGUAACUCCAUUAUGAAAAAAUUUCACACAAAUCCCAACACCCAAUUAGAAGAAAAAGAUCUUUCUGAAAUCUCAGUUGGAGAAUUAGAUGCCAAGAAAGAAGUAAUGGAGUUUCUAGACUAUUGGGGUUUGAUCAAUUAUCACCCAUUCCCUGAGACAGAUCUCCCUACCUCCAUGGCUGAUGCUGAAGAAUCUGAAGAAGCUGAAAAAGCUGAAAAAGCUGAGAAAGUAAAUUCAUUAAUACAAAAAUUAUAUGAGUUUGAAGUGGAGCAAUUGUGUACGCCAGCUGUCCCGAGGAGUAGUUUUGCAACGCCAGCUGUCACAUCCAGGUUGCCUGAGUCAAUCAUAGCUGAUGAAUCAUUGCAGCCUGAAGGACCUUCUGUUGAGUAUCACUGUAAUUCAUGUGCAGCUGAUUGCUCUAGAAAACGUUACCAUUGUCAGAAACAGGCAGAUUAUGACUUAUGUACUGAAUGCUUCAAUGCUGGAAAGUUUGAUUCCGACAUGUCACCAUCUGAUUUCAUCCUCAUGGAGCCUGCUGAUGCUGCUGUUACAAGUAGUGGGAAAUGGACAGAUCAAGAGACACUACUUCUUCUAGAAGCUUUGGAACUCUUUAGUGAAAACUGGAAUGAGAUUGCUGAACAUGUGGCCACAAAAACCAAAGCCCAAUGUAUUCUACACUUUGUUCAAAUGCCAAUUGAAGAUACUUUUCGCGAUUGUGAUGAUGAAGAUGAUGAUGAUUCAAGUCAUAAGGAGAAGGAUUUGAAGAAAGAUGAAAGUUGUAAUGAGAAUGAAGAAAAGAAAGAAGUUGAUGAAAAUGAUGAGAAAGUGGAAGGUGAUGUGGAUGGAAUCAGUGAUUCUGUUGAUGUGAAAGAAACUGAGGAGUCGAAAGCAUUGGUGGAGAAUGAUGAUUCGCCUCCUGAUGAUUCCUCUCCAAUGGAGGUUUCGGAAUCAGUGAUUCCUGGGAAUUUGAAAGAUAAUCAAGAAAAUGGUGUGGAUAUUGCAGUGAAAGCAUUGAAAGAAGCUUUUGAGGUUGUGGGGUCUCUUUCUUCCAUUGAUGAGAAGCUUUCUUUUGCUGAUGCUGGUAACCCUGUCAUGGCAAUGGCAGCAUUUUUAACUCGAUUAGUGGACCCCAACAUUGCAACAGCAACAGCCCGAAAUUCUUUGAAAUCCGUGUCAAGUGGGGCCACUGGCUUGCAACUGUCUGCAAGGCAUUCGUUUGUUAUUGAAGAUCCUAUCGAUGAGAAGAAGAAACCAGAAGAAACCGAGAGAGAUGAUGUACAGGAAGAGGAUUCGAAAGAAAAAACUGAUUCUGACAAGGAGGCGUGUGAAGAUUCUGAUGAAAGUGUUCCAAAAGAUGAGGAGAUGUCAGAGAAGACAGAGCCUCAUGAACCUAAUUAUGAUACUUCAAUGGCUGAAAACACAGAAAAUUCAGGGGAGGCAGAAGCAAAAGAGUGUAAGAAUGUGAAGAAACAAGCACCAGAGGCAGAAACUAAAAAUGACCAAAAUAUCCUUAACAUGACACGUGCAGCUGUCACUGCCAUCUCAGCUGCAGCAGUCAAGGCAAAAUUACUUGCAGAUCAGGAAGAAGACCAGAUUCGGAAACUUGCCACAUCAUUGAUAGAAAAACAGUUGCAGAAAUUGGAAACGAAGUUGGCUUUCUUCACGGAAAUGGAUGGUGUGGUGGCACGGGCAAGGGACCAAUUAGAACGGUCAAAGCAAAGACUGUACCAUGAACGUGCCCAAAUAAUUGCCGCCCGUUUGGGGAUGUCAUCCACCACCGCCGCCGCUAGGCCCAUCCCACAACCACCAAGGGCAGGAAUGUCAUUUCCAAAUCCAACACAAAGACCUCCAAAUCCAAAUCCAAAUCCAAUGACAAAUCCCAUGACCAUGACUCCGCCUCAAAGACCGCCACCUUCAAGACCCAUGACGAUGGCACCAACGCCACCUCCACCGCCGCCUCCCACAGUCGCCGGAAACCCGUCGUCGGUUGGAAUGAAGUGAGGGGAGGGCAAAAUUGUAAUUUGGCAUUGUGUUGUACCACACGAAAGUUCUAACAAGUUUUUAGUGAGUUACAAAGGACUAUGGUGGAAAUUAAAAUCUUGGGUUUCUAAUGUUAGAGGUGGUAUGUUAAUGUUAAUGAGUUUUUUUUAUUAUUAUUUUGGAUUAUGGUUUUUUAAUAUUUAAUGUUUAAUGUUGUGUAGAUAUAGAGGGAUUGUAAGUGUGUGUUUUGGAACUAGAAGGGUGUCUUUGUUAACUUUUUAAGGUCUGGGUAGGUAUUUGUAUGUUUGGUUGUGG